Molecule: messenger RNA, 1217 nt
Organism: Etheostoma cragini (Arkansas darter)
Lineage: Eukaryota; Metazoa; Chordata; Actinopteri; Perciformes; Percidae
Gene: cfap161
Product: cilia and flagella associated protein 161
Exons: 8
Coding region: 225-1106 (293 amino acids)
Biological process (GO): cilium assembly
Cellular component (GO): motile cilium
Source: RefSeq, a predicted model, not a curated record
UCGGGGCUGACCAGCACGCCCUCGUGACAAUCAGCUGACAGAAGAUGAGCCGUCAGUAGGUCCUUCAACAACAGUUACCAUAGAAACCACCCCACAAACCAUGCUUAAGCUACGUUUCUAACAUUGUAGUUAAAUGCGUUUAUCAGGGCACCGCCAAAAGUAGUCUAACGUAUUAGCUAGAUAGAUAUAUCAUUAGUACACACUUUAGCAGUAGUAUUGCCAGAAUGGCUCAUACGAGAACUUAUCGCACAAAUGUGAGAAUCGGAAACUGGAACGAGGACCUGCACUUAGAGGAGGAUGCAAUGAAAGAGUAUCUGGAGAAAAAAGAGAGGGGUGAGCUUACUGCCCAGAAAGUAGACUUCCUCAAACAGAACAUUUUGACACCGGUGAAUCUUACUGUGACAAAUGAUGGAAUAUUGCACUUUGGGGAUGUUGUGAUGUUGGUGAACAUGGGAGGAAAAAAGAUGGAGUGCAGUGCACUGAGCAUUAACGCAGACAUUAACAGUUUGACGAGGAUUCCUGCGCCCAGCAUUCAAGCCCCCUGUGGAGUCAGUGCAGGGAAAGGCAUUCAGGCCAGCAAGCGCACUGCCUUCGUCAUUACCAGUGUAGAUGGCAGUCCUGAAGGAUCAGCUCUGCAUUUUGAGCAGAGUUUUGCCCUGAAAACAACAAGUGGCGUUGCUGGGGGGCUUUACUUGACAAGUGACCUGCGAAGUUUUCAAAAGUGUGCAAAGAUGUCCCGGUUACAAGAAGUAAACCUGGACAACGGCAGUUCCUUCCUGUCGUGGUGGAAGAUAAUUCACUUUGACCCCCAGGAGAGGCUUGAAUAUGAGGGUCAGCCUGUCCCUGCUAAUGUGAGUGUGUUGAUAAUACACUGCAAGACAAACCAGGCUCUUGCUGUUCUGGGUGAUCACGUCCUUUGGACCACUUAUGGCAAAGAGUACGAGAUAACGGCUCACACUUUCCUGGACUCCCACAAAGCCGAGCAGGAGAACAACCACUGGACACUGUGCACCUGUGACCCUGCAGGCAACGGGAUCCUACUUCCCAACCAACCACAGUCAGCAUUCAACAACAAGGAGCUCACACAGGCAAACCCUGGCAUCUAAAUCUAACACUAUCCACUCUCAUGCUAUAACAUGUACAAUUAGGGCAGAAAGAUACCACAUCAUUUACAACACCUAACCUUUGUUUUUUUAAAUAAAGUUUUUUUUUCUUCU